GGUUUUUUAACAACGAUGAAAUUAUAGAAAGUGUUCCUGUUUUAUUUCUGAUAAUGGCAAGUGUUACUGGUGGAAUUCUACUCAUUGGGCUGCUUAUGUAUCAAGAACUACCACGAGAGUCAAAUCAGGAAGAAACAAUUUCCAGCGAACUAACUACUGUGUACGAAACGUCAAGACAAUCAUGUAGUAAAGAACUUAGUGGACCAGUUACGAAAUAUUUGGACUGUAGAACAACAACAAAUACCGGAAAAAUAUUUGAAUCAUUGGAAGAAGAUUCAGCCAAUGUGAACGAUGAUGACGAACAACCGUACAGUAAUGGUCCAGUUGAACUUCAUGUGUCACCAAAGGAAGCUCUUAAAAUGAGAGAAUUUUAUCUUUUAUCUAUAGUUUGUAUUUGCUCAUAUUAUCCAUUCAUGUUUGUGAAUGUUUUUUAUGAGACAUAUGGACAGACGUUUAUAUCAGACGACACGUUUCUGUCCACUAUUGGUUCUGUAGCUGGAGCUGUUCAUGCCCUUAGCCGAGUGAUUGUGGGCUUAAUUCAUGACAAAUUAUCUUACAAGGUAAGAAUGU
Molecule: messenger RNA, 570 nt
Organism: Limulus polyphemus (Atlantic horseshoe crab)
Lineage: Eukaryota; Metazoa; Arthropoda; Merostomata; Xiphosura; Limulidae
Exons: 3
Source: RefSeq, a predicted model, not a curated record